AUGCUUACCCGCACGGCUCUCUGCAGUUCCUUCGCGGCGCUGGCGGUAGACGCGGCGCGGCGCUACGCCCUCACGGACACGGACAAUAAUAACAAUAACAACAACAACCAUAACAACAAUAACCUUAACACUAGUAAUAGCAACAACAACAAUAACACUAACACUAAUGUGAAUACCGUACUGUGGUAUGAUGAUACGGCUGACAGCACGCAGACACAGCGGGAACACCACCGAAGUGCCGCCUAUCGCGAAUUGCACCGACCGGCACUCACAAAUGCCGCUAUGGGGCUCUAUGGUGGUGAACCGGGAUUUGAGAAGGCACACCGCGUGUGGGUUGACCCCGACCGUCCACACAUGAAACACAUUUAUAAUCAAACAGCACUAGCGAAGAACCUUCGUUAUGCUCGAUAUGGAUACUUUAAACGUGAUAUGCAUAUUCUUGAUAUUGACAAACUUAUUCGACACGCCCGUAUGCUCCCAACACCAGGGAGACUUCUCACAGAUUUUUUGUAUCAACGUGUUCCUCUACCUGACAAGAGUUGUGCUGCUUUAAUUCGUUAUCAACGUCAGCAGAUUGAAAUGUUAGAAGAAUGGGAGCGGCACGCAAGUUUUCAAUGCGCUGCUGAAAUGUUUGAACGUCUUAUCGUAACAAACAUCCCACCUGUAGAAGUUGGAGUUGAGACACAUGCAGAGAUGGUAUUAUGUGCUGCUGCAAGUGGUAAAUGGGAGGAUGGAUGGGAUAUUUACGCUGCACGAGCACGGGAAAUGGAGAUGGAGUCUCCCGAUGUUUUUAUACUUAACACAUACUUUUUUGAUGCUUUGCUUGAACUCUGUGUAAUUUCACGGCGAGUGGAAGAGGGAAUGUCUGUUAUGGAAGAAGUAAUCACACGAAACUUAAAACCACGGGCAACCAUGUUAGAUAAGGCUAUGAUACUCUGUGCUAUUGAUGCAGAGAACUAUAUGGAAAAUAAUGAGACAGGGAGUAAUGCAGAAGAGUGGCAACAACGACGAGAACUAUGUAAUCAACGUGGUCUUGAACUUUGGGCUCUCUUUGAUUUUUAUCAAUUAGAACGCACAACAAGAUCUAUUGAAGCAUAUAUGCGUAUGUGUUGCGCUAUUGAAGAACCUACUUUAGUUCUUAAGGCACAAAGUUUUUCAGAUGCUGCUGGUAUUAGUCUCUCAUUAGAGUGUUUUCACUGGUUAAUUUAUGCUCUUAGAGGAAUUGCAGAUUUUGGUGAUUACAUAAUAGACCUCUUUUCCCAGUUAGGACCUCGAGGUUUAACACCAGAUUUUGUUUUAUUUACUCUAGCUUUUAUGCAUUGUGCUCUUCAAAAAGAUGGAGAACUUGCACUGGCUAUAUAUGAUCAGUAUUUUGUUCACAUGAAUAUAAAUCCAACUCCAGAAAUGACACUUCUCUUUAUUCAAGCAUGUGCUCACUGUAAAGAGCCAAAUAUAGCUAUGUUAGAAAGAUGUGAAGGGAUAAUAAAACGUUUAGAAGAAGUAGGAAGUAGUGUGGAUUACAUCUCACCAAUCUAUGAUCAGUUCCUUGAGAUAUGCGCUCAUUUAGGUGCUAUUGCCACAGGGUAUGGAGUAUUAAAAAAGUUAGUAGGAUUUGGGAAACCUCUCACGACCCGAAUGCUUAAUUCACUACUUUUAGCUAAUUCAAAUGCGACUCCUCCUAAUGGAUCAAUCGCCAUGACAGAGGAAAUAGUUAAUCUUUUUACUCUUCUUAAAGUGGAACCAAACGAGGAUACUAAUAUUUGCAUAAAUCUUUGUGUAGAAUCUUUUGGGGAUUCACCCACCAUUACUUCUUUCAUUACUGCUAUAGAUAAUUUACGACAAGGCACGGAUGAGAAAACGUUAUCAUAUGAUGAAGAUAUUCCUGUUAUUCAAGAAGCUCCACAUGUUCUUCGUCAACUUCGAGCCGAAUGGAAACUUCAGCCUCGUGAUAUGGUGCUUCGUCGUUUUGGACAGUACACAAAACCAAUAGGUAAGGGGGCAGUGGAUGUGGGAAGUAUGCAAGGUAGUGUAAUCCCAUUCGGUCGUUCACCAGGGGAGCGGCGUGUCUAA
Messenger RNA from Trypanosoma theileri, 2070 nucleotides. RefSeq names its product putative protein transport protein Sec23A. The transcript has a single exon. The record is from RefSeq and is a predicted model, not a curated record. The coding region runs from base 1 to 2070 and encodes 689 amino acids. Gene Ontology annotation, molecular function: protein binding. Lineage: Eukaryota; Euglenozoa; Kinetoplastea; Trypanosomatida; Trypanosomatidae.